Messenger RNA from Diospyros lotus (date-plum), 2118 nucleotides. RefSeq names its product protein SINE1. Gene Ontology annotation, cellular component: microtubule. Gene Ontology annotation, molecular function: microtubule binding. Lineage: Eukaryota; Viridiplantae; Streptophyta; Magnoliopsida; Ericales; Ebenaceae. The transcript is spliced from 3 exons. The record is from RefSeq and is a predicted model, not a curated record. The coding region runs from base 140 to 1936 and encodes 598 amino acids.
GGUCAGAUGCUUCUAGCUUCCUACUUUUCGGAAACAUCAGUUUCUCCUUCAACAUUAACUGAACAAGUAGAAGAAGCGGCUGCUCAAAUUUCCCGUCUCUCUCUCUUUUUUGUUAACAUAAAAAAAAAGGAGGUUAAAAAUGGGUAGAAGUCUUAGCCCCAUUCUGCGGCAAGAGUUGGAAAAUCUUGAUAAAGAUGCGGACAGCAGAAAGUCUGCAAUGAAAGCACUAAAACUAUACGUGAAAGACUUGGAUUCCAAGGCUAUUCCUCUAUUUCUUGCUCAGGUUUCUGAGACCAAAGAAACUGGUUCAACAUCUGGGGAGUACACAAUUUCACUCUAUGAAGUUCUUGCUCGAGUCCAUGGCCCAAAAAUCAUCCCUCAGAUUGAUAACAUUAUGACAACCAUCAUCAAGACUUUAACUUCCAGUGCAGGGUCUUUCGCCCUUCAUCAGGCUUGCUCUAAAGUGGUCCCAGCAAUAGCAAGGUAUGGGAUUGAUCCCACGACCCCAGAAGACAAGAAGAGGUAUAUAAUACACUCUCUCUGCAAGCCUCUUUCAGAUUCUCUUUUGAGUAGCCAAGAGAGCCUGUCUUCUGGAUCUGCCCUCUGCUUAAAGGCUCUAGUGGACUCUGAUAAUUGGCGGUUUGCAUCAGAUGGGAUGGUAAAUGAGGUUUGUCAGAGAGUUGCUGGGGCUUUAGAGAAGUCCGUGCAAACCAAUUCCCACAUGGGAUUAAUUAUGUCGUUGGCAAAGCAUAAUAGUUUAAUUGUUGAAGCAUAUGCAAGAUUGCUAAUACAAUCAGGACUCCGCAUUUUGAAUGUUGGGGUUGUGGAGGGAAACUCACAAAAGAGGUUAUCUGCCAUUCAGAUGAUAAACUUUAUGAUGAAGUGUUUAGAUCCAAAAAGCAUAAUUUCCGAGCUCAACUUGAUAAUUGAGGAGAUGGAGAGGUGUCAAUCUGAUCAGAUGGCAUAUGUUAGAGGAGCUGCUUUUGAGGCCAUGCAAAUUGCUAGGAAGAUAUCCACGGAGAAAAGCUCAAAAUUUGAUUGCAAUGGGGGCUCAGCCACAGGCUCAAAUUAUCAUAGAAGAGAUACAGGUGGAAGAAGAAAUUUACAAGGUGCUGGGAAUAGAUCACCUGUUGCUGCAUCACCUGAGUCACAGACGAUGAAUUCAUUUGUUGGAUAUGAUUCUCUGCUUGACUCACCAAUUUCCACCAUCCAUUUCUCAGGGGAAUUUACUCCUGACCGGAGGAGUGUUAACCGAAAACUGUGGAGGACAUAUGAGAAUAGUGGGGUGGAUGUGUCUCUCAAGGAUGGUUUGUAUUCUGAGGUUUGUCAUGGAAGUGCCUUCGAAAAUUCAUCAAGUGAUGAACUUUCUAAUAUUGGAGGUGAUUACCCAGAUGGAUUUGCUGGAUUCUUCCUGAGGAGUCCUGCCAACCAAUCACUAAGAAGCACUACACCUAGUCCUCAGAAGUCUCGGAUUAAUGUUGACAACAUCAAGAUCUACUCCACGCCAAGGAAGCUUAUCCGAUCACUUCAGGAUCCAAAUGAUGAGGGUACUGACUCCUCAGGAAAAGAAACCAGGAUAAGUCCAUCCGGCAAAUCCAAUUGGAGUCCUACAUUCAAAAAUGAACAAAAUGGUCUUUCACCUGAUAUGAAGAGUGAGGCAAAAAGUGAUGAAAAAUUACUUGGUGGUGAACAGUUCCUAGGUGGUUCAGAAUCUGUUUCCUCAACAGAAGAUGUCCCUCCUGAUGCUGAUUUGCAAGUGUCUCCGAAGGUAGGUGGUGUAAACAAAAUUGAAACCCGAUGUUUCAACAUUCAGAAAAAUAAUUGGAAGUCCACUACCAGUAAGGUCUUUGGCUUCUUUAUUCUGCUACUUGCAGUUUCCAUCUGUUUCUUGUGGACUGGUAAUCAGGAUGAAGGGUAUAACCUUGUUCCCACCUAGUUUACUCACUUUGAUGUGUAAAGUCAAUGCGCAUAAUGUGGUAAAUGCCUUGGCAAAAUCUUGAGUUGUGGCGAUCAAACAUUGAUUCUUCUUUUGUAGCCAUAGAAAGUAUUAGAGCAUGUCAACAGACGUUUUGUUUGCUGAAUAGAAGUUGAUCCCCAUUCUGUUAUUUGGGGGUAUUA